CGAAGAAGAAGUUAGCCGGAAGUUACGUUGAAUGUUGUCAUGGCGUCUCACUAGUAAAUGAGCGAGCUGCGAAAAUUAUAAUAAACAUUUAAUUUGGAAUCUUGAAGGUUGAUGUAAGUUUAUUCACUUUCUGAUCACCAGGACCAAAACAAUGAGCACUCAAUACAGUAUACUUUUCAAGCAAGAACACGCACACGAUGAUGCUAUCUGGACGGCAGCAUGGGGUAAAAGUGAGGCUGAUGGUACAGAAACAAUCGUCACUGGGUCACUAGAUGACAUGGUGAAAGUCUGGAAAUGGUCAGAUGAGAAGCUGGAGCUGCAGUGGACCCUGGAGGGCCACCAGCUGGGUGUAGUGUCAGUGGACAUCAGUCACAACGGAGCCAUCGCUGCUUCCAGUUCCUUGGAUGCACACAUCCGUCUCUGGGACCUAGAGUCUGGAAAACAGAUCAAAUCCAUGGAUGCAGGACCAGUUGAUGCAUGGACAGUUGCCUUCUCCCCAGACUCUAAACACAUCGCCACAGGAAGCCAUCUUGGCAAGGUCAACAUCUUUGGUGUGGAAAGCGGCAAGAAGGAGUAUUCUCUGGACACUCGAGGAAAAUUUAUCCUGAGCAUAGCUUAUAGUCCAGAUGGAAAAUAUUUAGCUAGCGGAGCUAUUGAUGGAAUCAUUAACAUCUUUGACAUCGCCACUGGAAAGCUACUCCACACGCUGGAAGGUCACGCCAUGCCCAUCAGAUCUCUCACCUUCUCCCCCGACUCCCAGCUGCUGGUCACAGCUUCUGACGACGGCUACAUCAAGAUAUAUGAUGUGCAACACGCCAACCUGGCAGGAACACUGAGUGGACACGGAUCCUGGGUUCUCAACGUUGCCUUCUCACCGGAUGAUACCCACUUUGUUUCGAGUUCAUCUGAUAAGAGUGUGAAGGUUUGGGACGCCAGCUCCAGAGCAUGCAUCAACACUUUCUUUGACCAUCAGGACCAGGUGUGGAGUGUGAAGUACAACAGCACCGGCUCCAAGAUCAUCUCAGCUGGAGACGACCGUGCCAUCCACAUCUACGACUGUCCCAUGUGAUGAUGGGAGGCCAGUAACAAGCAACCACAUGAGAAGUUCCAGGAUUUCAGAGUUGUUCACUCGAUUCAUGGAGUUGAUGUUGGCAUUGGGGGGAAGGAGGGGAGGUGGCAGACUGGAAAUGUCAUGGAUUAUUUUGCACUGGCCUGCAGUGGUCAAAUAAAGUUUUUGUUUUUUUUUUUUACUUGU
Sphaeramia orbicularis (orbiculate cardinalfish) is the source of this 1255-nucleotide messenger RNA. It is a transcript of the gene skic8, whose product is annotated as SKI8 subunit of superkiller complex. The transcript is spliced from 11 exons. The coding region runs from base 152 to 1069 and encodes 305 amino acids. The record is from RefSeq and is a predicted model, not a curated record. NCBI's taxonomy places the organism in Eukaryota, Metazoa, Chordata, Actinopteri, Kurtiformes, Apogonidae. Gene Ontology annotation, molecular function: protein binding. Gene Ontology annotation, cellular component: Cdc73/Paf1 complex.